AUGUCCGUUCUGGCGAGAGCGUCGUUGUCAAAGGCCUUUCUCAGUGCCUGCUCGCUGUCAUCGACUCCAUCAUUAAAUUUUCCGGCUGUUGCAACCAAAGAGAAGAAGCCCCAGGCUCUUCCGGCUGGAUUUCGUCCUCCGAGAGUUAUUUCAUUGUUGGUGAAAGAUGUCUACAAGGCGGGAAUGAGUGUCGGAGAGUCUGGAAAGAUUGCCAAAGAGCGUUAUCACUCACUGACUGCGUCUGAACGUAAGGUAAGUUAAUUUUUCACCGUUUUCUAAAGUUUAGAUACCUAAAAUCUUACGAUUUGCUCGUUUAGGAGUAUGAAAAGAGAAUUGAAGAGAUUGCUGCUGAACGUCGCAAGAAGUUCGAGGCUCUGCCAGUCUCCGAACAGGAGAAGUUGUAUGCGGAUGCCAAAGAACGUCGUCAAAAACGCCGUGCACUUGCUCACAGACAGCUUUUGCGCGCGUAUAAGGCAGAAACCGGUCAUCCAAAACAGCCCGCUAAUCAGUACCUGGUGUACGUCAAGAAGCAAUUUGAUGAGCAGAAGCCAGCUCAGGCUGAUUUAAAGGAUUUUAUGGCCAGAUGCGCUGCUGAUUGGAGAGGAAUGAGCGAAAGUGAGAAGAAGGUGGGUAGAUGGUAAAUUAAUAUCAAAAAAGGGUGAAAUUGAACAGAAAAUUGUCUACAUUGCUGUGGUAAAUUUGUUUUAUGAAUUUGGAAUGUGUUUAGAAUGUUCUAUUUCUUGGAACGCAGGGUUUUUCAAUCUUGAUAUUAGGUUACAUUAUCCAUGACAUCACGUUUUACGUUUUGGUUUUUAGCCAUACAAAGACGAAGCUGACAAGAGCCGCGAUAAGUACUUCGAAGAACUGAAGGUCUGGAAAUCUUCUCACACCAAGAAGGAAUGGGAAGAAUACAAACUGAAGCACAAGUGA
Molecule: messenger RNA, 930 nt
Organism: Bursaphelenchus xylophilus (pine wood nematode)
Lineage: Eukaryota; Metazoa; Nematoda; Chromadorea; Rhabditida; Aphelenchoididae
Source: the annotation of a GenBank genome assembly